CAGCCUCCGCACAGCGGGGACAGGCUGCGAACAAGACCCAAGAGUGAAGCCGCCCCUCUCUGUACCCCACAUAAGCACGUUUUCUCAACCUUCGCGCAGCUGCUUGUACUAGAAAGGGGGGUGAAAGUAAUGGCGCCCCAGAUUAGAGGCUCAGUUUCAUGUCUUUAGGAGCGGCAACAGUUUCCCGCCACUGGCAGCGCAGCGGGAACCAGGAGCGUUAGCCAGGAAGCUAACUGAGUGUUAGCGACAAGAUAAAACUGCUGGUUUAGUCGGGAUUGUCAGAGGAAGAAAAUGGAAAACGUCCCCCAGGAAGGAGUCGGCCCCCAAACGGAGCUCACUUCACCGCCCUCCCCAAAGCGAGCGAGGACAGGUUGUGCCGCGACAGAGGAGCUCCACAGGUUUGACUCUUCACAGCUCCGGACGUCUCCGGGUCCAAUCAGCCGCCCGUCCACAGGUGAUCUGCAGAAGGCCGACGUCCCCGAAGCAGCAGAGGGCGGGCCGCGUCACGAGGGGAAACCCGGGGGCCUCGCCUCAGAUGUUCCUCCUGCUACUCCUGUGACCUCUGUAGACGUGAAGGACGCUCAGUCCAAGUCGUAUGGGCCGUGUGUGAGUGCGGGAAGAGACGAGGAGUCUUUUGUGGUGGAAGAAACCGCUGAGCCGCCCACACCCGUCGUUCCUGACUACAGGCAGCUGGAGCGCUCACGUGAGGAUGACACUCCUGGGGGCUUUGGCGUCUGUCUCCAAAACAACGAGAAUCGUGGGACUCUAACUCCUCCCAGCCUCAUCCGGGCGGCUGACAGAGAUCUCUGUCACACCUUCAGCCCGCCGGCCGGUGCUGUGGAGAGUAAUCUGCAGAGAGAGGAGGCUCCUUUCACUGAGAGUCCACCUCUGAGGACAGCAGAAGGUGGCAGUCCCACGUCCUUAAGGGGAUCUCAAGACACUCUUCCCCUCCGCUCUGAUGGGGAAGGGAAAGAUCUCUCCCAGAAAUUAGACCUUCAGAUUUGUGAAAAUGUCUACAGUGAAGGAACUGAAGUCAACGAGAACGGCUUGAGCAAAACCUUCAUCGAAGGCUCUCAGGGAUCAAUGCCUUGUUGUGAGUUUGUGUCUGGCGGAAAUCUUUCCGUUGAAGAUGCGAGUUUUGAAAAACACGACCGCGUUGGAGCUGACCUUCCUGCAGAGGCUUCGGGCGCCGCUGGGAUCAGCCGAGAGCCCGCUGAUGGAGAGACUGAGGCGAGUGACCCUGGAGUCUGGAGCGAGACUGAACAGGAGGUGGAACGGCGGCUCUGUACCUCAGACAGCGCUGCGGGUGGAGAAUUACCUCCAUUAACUAAAGUCUGCAUGCUGGAAACAGCUCCGCCGCUUUCUGCUGAAGUCAGAACGUCACAGGAUUCACCCUCAGACCAGACCCAGCAGCUUCAGGACCAGAGGAGAACGCCGCAGCGGGGAGACGAAAGCAACAUCGCCCGUCAGACAGAACCGCCGGCUUGUCCCACAACAAGCAGCGUCACGCCACACCAGACCGACAACGAGGACUGCCGUCAGUGGAAACCCAGUCCUGCAGAGCCCCCUCCUGCUGGACACGAGGGGACAGAAGAAAUCUGGGACACAGCCGGGCCUCGCCCCGAAGAGCAGAGUCCGUCCAGCUGCUUGGCUGCCAGCCCCGACCCCCCAGAGACACGGGAGCUGCAAAACGCUCACAGCGAAGGCGACGGAGCGGAAGAGGCUGCCGGGAUCAAACGGACAGAGACGGAUGGACAAGCAGAGGAGUCAGAGGAAACGCCCGAGCUGGUAAAUCCACCAGGAGACCGCAAGAGCGAUGGGAGAGAAGGAGAGACGCACAAACGUGGCAGCAAGUCGGAGUGUGCUGACGGUGAAGGAGGAAGCCAGCUCGGCGGGGCUUGUAGGGCUGAAGGAGAGGAGCUCAGACAGGAGGGCAGGUUGGGAGGGGAGAUAAACCUUGAGGAGUGGGAGCGUUCAGAGGAGCAGGGAGAACCUGGAGAGGCCGCACCGAAACAGAGCGAGCUCCACCAGGACGCGAGCGGAGAGGCUCCUGGCCAAGAUGGCGGCGAGUGGGCGGAGAACAGGUUGACGCUCUGCAGCGGAGAAGAUCCAGACCAAAGCCUAGGUUGCUUCGCCGGUGACCAACACACACCUGACAUCUCCCCGCUCCGCCCUGUCCCUCCUACCACUGACGCGGUCGUCCCCUGCCCGUCUCAAGAUGCCCGCCGCAGCCCUGCGUCGCCGAAGCGCCGCCUCGGGUUUCUCCCGCCUGGCCUUGCUCCCUGCGGCGGCUUUGACACGUUUGAGAAGGUCGACCUCUCACCAGGCGACGGCGAGGAUGAGGAGGGAGGCCUGAGCACCAUGGCGGUCCUCACCAGCUCGCCCCGCCAGCUGCUGAACACACACCAGGAACAAGGAGAGCAGCAAGCGGCAGCGGGUGAGACGAGUGGGCAGCCGCUCGUAGAGGGAGGGGAGAAGGAGAGCCCCGGGUGUCUCUGUGACGACACGGAGAACAGACGUGUCUCCAGCGACAACGAAGUCCCGAGCUCCACCCCGGCCGCAGACGUCUCUGCGUCCGCGCGGCCAGAGAGAGCGCCCACCCGCGCAGCCGCCGGCGAUUUCUCUCCGUGCUCGCCCGCUGGAUUAAAGCCCCAUACGUUGUCCUCUCCUGUCCCCUCUGAGCGUCCCUCUUCCAGUCCCGGCAACCGCGUUGACUUUGAGAUGAAGGAGCAGUUCGGCAGGGUCCUACAAGAGCUCAGCUUGUUCUUUGAGAUCAGCAGGAACGAAGCGACGAUGGACUGCAGGCCGUCCUCGCCUGGGGAUCCCUGGGAGGACGACGCUUCAAACCCCACAGAGCCGCUCGGCCGCCCUGCAGCGGGACGCUGCGCUCUCACACCCACAGAUAAAGCCGUUGAAGACGACAGUCUGGCAAUCUGUGGAGUGGAUCCAGUGGUUUCCUGCCCCGUUACCAGAACUGAUGAUGGCGAGCAGGAAGUACCGUUUAACAGAACCCUGGAGCAGCGGGAACCAUCGAUGGGCACCGGAGAGAAGAACAAAGAGUCCCUGGAGGCGCAGCAGAAGGUUCAGGUUUGGUCUCCGUCCUUCAUGAGUCUGCCUCACUUGGAGCUGCUGAGCCACAGACCACCAGCAGAACAAAGGAGGCUGGAGCCUUUGAAAACGUGCACACGGCCAAUCAGGGUUGGACUUUCAAAAAGAGCCAAGACCAAGCAGCUCCAUCACGUACAUCCAUACAAAUAAAUACGGAGACAGGGAGACCCAGGCGUGUGCUUGUGUGGGGGGUAUGUUGGUUGUAACGUUCAACAGAUGAAAUGUUCUCUCUGGUUAAUUCACACAGGUUUUGUGAUGUUACAAAGUCUCACAUUUAUUAGUUGCGAUGGUUUUGUGCUUGUGUUGAAUUCCCAUCUGCUUAAAGCAACAGCAGCUUGGUGCCUCCUGAUGUAACCACUGCCAAAGUUAAAGCUAUUUACAGCCCACAUGUGCUUCAUAAUAUCCUAAGCAUAUACUAGUUUAACAUUUAUCUAUUUAUUUAUUUAUUUAUAUUUAAUAUUUAACUAUUUAAAACAUUGCUGUUGUAAUAUUUAUAUGCUAAUUUUUACAUCUUCUACAUGUACAUGAGAGCUCUUUAUUAAGACAGUGUUCAUUUUACUGCAGGCAUGUUUAAUGCUGGUUUUGCUGUAGGUAGGUACAUAUUGUUGCAGUUGUGUGUGGGUGUAUUUGGGUGAGGAUGUUCUUUGUGUGUUCUGUUAUUUAUUUAUUUUUUUUACCAUUAAACGAGUUUUUAACGCGUGUAAAAUCUCCUCGAGCAUUCAGUCGGAGGUCGGCUUG
Fundulus heteroclitus (mummichog) is the source of this 3846-nucleotide messenger RNA. RefSeq lists its product as uncharacterized. Lineage: Eukaryota; Metazoa; Chordata; Actinopteri; Cyprinodontiformes; Fundulidae. Bases 292 to 3258 code for a protein of 988 amino acids. The record is from RefSeq and is a predicted model, not a curated record. The transcript is spliced from 5 exons.